Molecule: messenger RNA, 2202 nt
Organism: Epinephelus fuscoguttatus (brown-marbled grouper)
Lineage: Eukaryota; Metazoa; Chordata; Actinopteri; Perciformes; Serranidae
Gene: tpo
Product: thyroid peroxidase
Exons: 12
Coding region: 1-2166 (721 amino acids)
Biological process (GO): response to oxidative stress
Molecular function (GO): peroxidase activity; heme binding
Source: RefSeq, a predicted model, not a curated record
AUGGCUUGUUAUUUCAAUUUAAUUUGCCUUUUUGUGUUCCUCUGCAUUAUUCUCCCAAGGAUUACAACUGAUGAAGCCACACAUUUAAACUCCACAUCAAUCAGAGAACUGCUGAUCUCCUCAUAUCAAGAGAGUCUUCAAAUUGUACAGGAAGCCUCAAUCCACUCUGGACAACAACGAAGCUCACCCUCAUCUUCCAUGCAUGUGUUUACAUUCUUUCGGCAAACCGAGCCUGAGACCCUGGAGACUUCCCGAGCUGCAGAGGUUUUUCAAACAACUCUGCAAGUCCUAAAGAACAGAGUUAGGCAGAGAUGUAAAAGGGAUGUCACAGUACCAGAGUUGCUUUCCUGGGAGGAUGUGGAGCUGAUUGCAGAGCUGUCUCAAUGUCCGCCUGUAACGCAUCCAGCCAUCUGUCUGAAUAGUCAUCUCAACAAGUACCGCUCCAUAUCUGGCAUCUGCAAUAACAGGCAAAAUCCUCUUUGGGGAGCAGCCAACACUCCCUUGGUCAGGUGGCUUCCAGCUGAAUAUGAAGACGGAGGGAGCGAACCCAAGGGUUGGAACCGAGGAUGGCUCCAUAAUGGAUUCCAACUUCCCUCGACAGGAGAUACUAUCACUGGAGUACAAAGCUGUAUGCCGUUUUUUCGCUCCAGACCAGCCUGCUUCAUUAAUUUUGGGUCUGAUAUUCAACAAGCUCUGCAGCGACAACAGAUGAAUGUCAUCACAUCAUUUAUAGAUGCUUCGGUUGUGUAUGGUCACACUCCAAGGCUGGAGAGCUCCCUCCGUGACCUCUCUGGCCUCAAUGGGAAACUUGCUAUCAACGACCAAUUCAGGGAUCCCAAAGGAAGACCUUACCUUCCAUUCAUAGCCACUCAGCCUCACUCAGUGCCAUCAGCCUGCCAACAGGGUCCACAUGGGGAGAGAGUGGAGUGUUUCAGUGCUGGAGACAGUCGGGUUAAUGAGGGUCUGCCCCUGAUCUGUUUGCAUGUACUGUGGCUUAGGGAACACAAUCGGAUUGCAGAGGCACUGAAACACAUUAAUGGUCAUUGGAGCCCAGAGACUAUUUACCAAGAAACACGCAAGAUUAUUGGAGCUCUGCAUCAGAUCAUAACCAUGAGAGAUUAUGUUCCAAAAAUUAUUGGCCAGGAGGCUUUUGAACAUUACAUUGGACCCUACAGGGGAUAUGAUCCAACCACAGACCCCUCAGCCUCCAAUGUGUUUGCCACUGCUGCAUUCAGGUUCGGCCAUGCUACCAUCUCUCCGAUCCUCAUGAGACUGAAUGAGAGCUUCCAGAGGCAUGAGCACUUCCCCCACUUGAGAGUAUCCAACUCUCUCUUCAGUCCAUGGAGAAUAGUCAAAGAAGGUGGGAUUGAACCAGUCCUGAGAGGUGCAUUUGGAAGUGCAGCGUCAGCUGUUAGCGCAGACAUGCUCCUAACAGAGGAGUUAACAGAUAGUCUGCUGAUCUUUAAUGUGACACAGCACAUGGACCUGGCUGCACUGAACCUGCAGAGAGGACGAGAUCACGCUCUCCCAGGAUACAAUGCCUGGCGAUCCUUCUGUGGACUGAGGCGCAUCAAGACACUGGAUGAUUUCAAAAAGGUUGUGAGAGACUACAGGGUCACUGAGCGGAUAGCACAAAUAUACAAACAUCCCAACAAUAUUGAUGUCUGGCUUGGAGGGCUUGUUGAGUCCUUGUUGCCGGGCUCAAGAACUGGACCCCUCUUUGCAUGCCUGAUUGGAAAGCAGAUGAAAGCGCUUCGUGAUGGCGAUAGGUUUUGGUGGGAGGCUGAAGGUAUGUUCAGCCAGCAACAAAAGGCAGAGCUUUUGAAAGGUUCCCUGUCUCGAAUCAUCUGUGACAACAGUGACAUAAGGAAACUCCCCCGUGAUCCUUUCAUGCUCGGGAAAUACCCCUACGACUAUGUUUCUUGUGAUCAAAUGCCAUUGAUUAAUUUGAAAGCUUGGAGGGAGGAAAAGAGCCAAGACUUAAAACAGUGUGGCACUCCGAGAAAGAUAAAGAAUGGGGAUUUUAUUUUGUCCUCUUCAUAUGGCAAACUGGUUGCUCUGUACUCCUGUUACCAUGGUUUCAAGUUAAAGGGUGCUGCUGCUAUAGUUUGUGAGGGAAAUCGAUGGAGUGAUCAACCCCCACAAUGUACAGGGAAUCGUCACUAAGUUGUUGUCAGUGCAGCGGAUCCAGAAAUUCUUCAG